AUGCCUCGCGCACCUCCCGAGGCCGCCAUCGGCGGUCAGGGCAAUUCCUUUGCCCGUAAGGCCGAAACGGGUGCCGCCGACCCCGUCCUCACCCGUAUUUCCGAGGAGGAUACCAUCCCAUGGUACAAGAAGCCGAACCUGCGAUACCUCUACUUCAUGCUGUUCCCCACCUGUAUGGGUAUCGAGUUGACCUCCGGUUUCGACUCGCAAAUGAUCAACGCCCUCCAGAUGGUCGAACACUGGGAUGACUGCAAGUUGCCCUCUUCAUCCGCAACCCCAAGCCACAUGGGUAAUCCUGAGGGUGCCUUGAGGGGCAUCAUCGCUGCCGCCUACCCCUUGGGUUCCUGCCUGUCUCUUCCCUUCAUUCCCUGGGUAAACGACCGCUUUGGCCGUCGGUGGUCCAUCUUCGGAGGUAGCAUCGUCAUGGUCAUUGGUGCUAUUAUCCAGGGAUUCUCUGCUCAUGUCGGCAUGUACAUCGUUGCCCGCAUGAUUCUUGGAUUCGGCAUUCCGACCUGUAUCGUCUCCGGUUCUUCCCUCAUCGGCGAGCUUAGCUAUCCGAAGGAGCGCCCCAUUUUGACCUCGCUUUUCAAUGUCGCCUACUUCGUUGGACAGAUCAUGGCUGCCGGUAUCACUUUCGGCACCAACACCAUCCAGAGCAACAUGGCGUGGCGCAUCCCCUCGUGGCUGCAGAUCUGCCCAUCUCUUCUCCAGAUCUUCUUCGUCUUCUUCCUCCCCGAGAGCCCCCGAUGGCUGAUCUCCAAAGACCGCGGCGAGGAGGCUCAUGCCAUCUUCGCAACCUAUCACAGCGAGGGUACCCGUGGAGAGGAGUUCGUCAGGGCCGAGUUUGCUCAAAUUCAGACCACCCUCAAGCUUGAAUUGGAGGCUGCGAGUAUGAGCUGGUCGGACAUUCUCGCCACCAAGGGCAACCGCCGCCGAGCUCUUGUCUCCAUGUUCCUUGGCCUGUUCACCCAGUGGUCCGGCAACACUCUCAUCUCCUACUACCUGGGCAACAUUCUCCGCAUGAUCGGCAUGACCAAUAGCCAGGACAUUCACCGCAUCAACCUUAGCAUCGCCUGCUGGAGCUUGAUAUGCGGUUUCACUGUCGCCAUGCUUGUCCGUCGCUUCCGUCGCCGUGUCAUGUACAUGACCUGCACCAUCUCUCUGUUUACCGUCUACGUUGCAUGGACCGUCUCUAUGGAGCGCGCUAUGCACGCUGUAGAGAACGACUACGUCAACCAGGGCGCCUCCAUCGCAACCAUCUUCUGGAUCUUUGCCUACUCGCCCGCCUACAACAUGGGCUACAACGCGCUGACCUACACGUACCUCGUCGAACUCUGGCCGUAUGCCCUCCGUUCUCGUGGUAUUUCCUUCUUCCAGCUGUUUGGCCGUAUUGCCAACUUCUUCACCACUUUCGUCAACCCUAUCGGUCUUGAUAACUCUGGCUGGCGCUACCUCAUCUUCUACUGCUGCUGGCUUCUCUUCGAGAUCGUCUUCGUCUACUUUUUCUUCCCCGAGACUGCAGGCCGAACUCUCGAAGAAUUGGCAUUCCUUUUCGAGGACAGGGACAAGGCCGAGGCCGCCAACCAAGCCGUCGAGAAGGCCUUCCAACAAGACGACAUGGCGGCCGCUGGCGAGACCACUGUUGUCGAGGGCAGGUCCGACGAAGCGGCUGCAUCCCCGGACAUCAGCAAGAAGGUGUAAUGGAUGAUAAGUCUCUUUGUGAUGACGAAAAGAAGGUGGACUCUCCUGUGGUCUCGGCGCGGGACGAAGGAUAUCCCUGCAGAUGCGUCCUGUCGAGCUCGUUUUAUGUUGUGUAUUGCGCUGCGCGAAAGGACAUUCGCUCGCUACGGGAAAUGAUGGGUUACUGAAGGCUGUGUGCGGUUGAGAUACCACGUUUUACCACGAUGAUGGAAUGGCUUGUUUCGGCCACCUUUUUGAUUGCUUGACGUAGGAAAAGUGGCGAGAGACAACGGCCACGAUAAAUACAUUACUGUUGGUUUUCUGG
This is a messenger RNA of Sodiomyces alkalinus F11, 2005 nucleotides long. Its product is annotated as general substrate transporter. The record is from RefSeq and is a predicted model, not a curated record. NCBI's taxonomy places the organism in Eukaryota, Fungi, Ascomycota, Sordariomycetes, Glomerellales, Plectosphaerellaceae. Gene Ontology annotation, biological process: carbohydrate transport; transmembrane transport. The coding region runs from base 1 to 1701 and encodes 566 amino acids. Gene Ontology annotation, cellular component: membrane. Gene Ontology annotation, molecular function: carbohydrate:proton symporter activity. The transcript has 8 exons.